Molecule: messenger RNA, 1838 nt
Organism: Ixodes scapularis (black-legged tick)
Lineage: Eukaryota; Metazoa; Arthropoda; Arachnida; Ixodida; Ixodidae
Product: sulfotransferase 4A1
Exons: 6
Coding region: 300-1475 (391 amino acids)
Biological process (GO): sulfation
Cellular component (GO): cytoplasm
Molecular function (GO): sulfotransferase activity
Source: RefSeq, a predicted model, not a curated record
CUGCUGAUUGCAUUUUGUGCGGAGCUAUAUUUUGAUAAUGGCGGCACCCACAAAAUCCGGCUCUCGCCUCUCCUUACACUAAAUCUGAACGGUGUUUAGCCGCUUCAUCACCUUCUACGGGCCCUGACAAACUACCGUUAGUUGGUCACACUUUUUUUUUUUUGUGGCGACGCGUCACACUCCCAGUCUGCACGCUGUCAGUUAUCGUUGAAGCGCCUGCCACAAACAUCGGUGCAUGGAAACGAACUUCAGCGGCCGAUAGUAGUGGCGAAAACGCCGAACCUCCGGGAAGGUCAACGAUGUUCGCGUCUCGACUGGCGCGGGACGCCUUCCGAAUUGCGUGCGCCACGCCGCUCAGAUCCAAGCCAUGCCUCCGAAGGAUGACUCGGCAGUUUUGCAACGAGGCAUCUGGCGGCGGCGGCGGCGAUGGGUACGCCAAGCGCGUGGGACUGGGCAAGAAAUUGUUCUCCACGGUGCUGUUCGGCGGCACGCUUGCGACGGCACUGUACUUGAAGAGGCGGCGCCGAAACGAACAGAGCGAGCUGUUCAAGGACUGCGUCAUGCUGCCGAGGGACGAGAACUAUGCGCCCAACUUGUACCUGUACAACUACAGGGGCUACGUGUUUCCCGCGAUGGUCAUUAAGUCGCUGCCCAAGGUGCAGACACUCAAGGCGAGGCCGGAUGACGUCUUCGUCGUGUCCUUCCCCAAGACCGGCACGACCUGGGUCCAGGAGAUUGUGUACCUCAUUUCAACGAACCUGGACUUCCGGUCUGCGGCCGCCCGCAACCUGGAGCAGCGCUUCCCGUUUCUUGAGUACUGCUACCCCGGAGUGUCCUCCAUUGAGAAGCUGCCCAACGCGCGGCUCAUCAAGUCGCACCUGCCCCACUCGUUGCUGCCAGAGUCCAUGCACACCGAGAACCCAAAGAUCAUUUAUGUCAUAAGGAACCCGAAGGACGUCUGUGUGUCCUUGUACCAUUUUACGAAGCUCAUCAAGGAGACCGGUUACGAGGGCACCUUCACAGACUUCUUUGAAUCCUUCAUCAAGGGCAAUGUGGCGUAUGGUCCCAUUUGGAAGCACUACUUGGAAUGGUGGGAGCAUCGCAACGAUCCCAACGUGCUCGUUGUAUCGUACGAGGAGCUGCACAAGGACGUCUGCAACGUCAUUCAGCGAAUAGCGCUCUUCCUCGAGAGGCCCCUGAGGGACGACGAGGUCAACGCUAUAGCCGAACACUGCCGCUUCACGAGCAUGGCCGCCAACAACGCCGUCAACUAUGAACACUGGAAGAAGCUUGGCUUCGUCAACCUCGCAGAAGGGGACUUCAUGAGAAAAGGUAUUGUAGGCGACUGGAAGAAUUACUUUACUCCUGAAAUGAAUGUGACGAUGGAUGAGUGGAUCAAGGACAAGUUUGGAGGCACUGGAAUGAGCUUUGUUUACGAGUUGCGGGAUGAAGUGACGGAUGGCGAGGAAGUGUAAUGUAAGAAACUAACAUGACUAAAUUGACCAGCUCUUCAAUGCUCUGUGCUGGUGGCCCAGGAGACAUGGAUACUUGCAAUGUAGCACAGGUUUUUGCAUUUGAAAUACUAGUAGUCAAUUUGAGAGAUUACUAGUACUUUUUACCAGUCACAAAGUCCAAGAGGUCAACUUGAAGGUCUAUCUUUGGUGUUCGGUGGUGCCCAGUGGUUCUUGUUUCUGUUCUAGGUUUUAAUAAAAUUGUUGACUUAUGAGCUAUUUAUGUGAAAGAAAUGAUAAAAGAUGUUACAUUGGUUGCAUUGCAUCAGUCACAAUAGUUGCAUGUGAAAGAAAUAUUAAAGGAUGUGAUACUUGUUGCAUCAAAGU